UCCUCCUCUUCUCUUUCUUCCUCUUCCUUUUUUUCUGUCCAUCUUCCAACCUCCCCGUCUCUUUCUCUCUCUCUCUCCAUCAGCAUCAGUCCCUUUUCUUUUCAAUUUAUCAUCAUGGAGAACGAGUCGCUGCAGAUCUCUCUGGGAUGGGCAGGGCAGCUCCCAGAACACAGUCUGAACCUCUGAGACCUCUCACUCUGCUGCAGGAAGAACUCACAGGAACUCCACACAAACCACCAGUGAGGAGGAACUACAACGUCCACUGAAGCUGCUUCAUCUGCUCCUUCUGCGUCAACCAGGGGAUUUACAACCGCCCGCCAGCGACUCAAGAAGCUGCACCAGAACCUGGACACCAGAGUCCGAAGCCAGAACCUCGGACCAGCAGCCCCCAGUGAGAGUCGGGACACGUGACCCAGACCAGGCCCAGAAGAGACCAGCAGAAACCAGUCGAGGCCGUCGGAACAGUUUGAUGGGCCUGCGGACGAUAGCCACAUGCCUCUGAGUCCGGCUGCUGACACCAAACAUGAUCGCCCGCGGCAACAGGCGGUUUCUAACGGCAACCCGACAGGCUCUGCUGUUGCCAGGGACGACGAAGCGGAUGACACGCCCCCUGGAAACAGCACUGUCGUCCGCAUCGGCAUCCCGGACCUGCAGCAGACGAAGUGUUUGCGGUUGGACCCAGAGUUACCAGUGUGGACCAGUAAGCAGAGGGUUCUGGUCACGUUGACUCAGUCUCUGUCGGAUGUUCUGAACUAUGGUCUCUUCCAGCCGGCGUUCAACGGCCGAGCCGGAAAGUUUCUGGACGAGGAGCGGCUGCUGAAGGACUAUCCCCUGCCCCCCAUCACGCCCAUCCCCUACCUGGAGUUUCGUUAUAAGAGGAGAGUUUACACGCAGACCUACGUGGACGAUAAACAGCUGGCCAAGUUACACACCAAGGCCAAUCUGAAGCGUUUCAUGGAACAUGUGCAUCAGAAGAACGCAGAGAAAAUUUCCAAAUGGCUGGAAAAAGGCCUGGACCCCAACUUCCACGACUCAGACAGCGGGGAGUGUCCUCUGACGCUGGCCGUGCAGCUGGAGGAAAGCUGCGAGCUCAUUAAAGUCCUGCGCUGCGGUGGAGCUCACCUGGACUUCAGGACCAGAGACGGCAUCACGGCGCUGCACCGGGCCGUCCUCUGCAGGAACAGCGCCGCUCUCACCACGCUGCUGGACCUCGGGGCGUCCCCGGACUACAAGGACAGCAGAGGCCUCACUCCGCUCUACCACUCGGCCAUGGUGGGCGGCGCCCCCUACUGCUGCGAGCUGCUGCUGCAGGACCACGCCACCAUCGGGAUGACUGAUGAGAACGGGUGGCAGGAAAUCCACCAGGCAUGUCGCUAUGGUAACGUGCAGCACUUGGAGCACCUGCUUUUCUAUGGCGCUGACAUGAGUUCUCAGAAUGCAUCAGGAAACACCGCACUGCACCUCUGUGCUCUCUACAACCAGGACAGUUGUGCCAGAGUGCUUCUGUUCAGAGGAGCCAACAAGGACAUCAAGAACUACAACAACCAGACGGCCUUUCAGGUGGCGAUCAUUGCUGGGAACUUCGAGCUGGCAGAAAUCAUAAAAAUCCACAAAAGCUCUGAUGUCGUAGUUCCCUUCAGAGAAACUCCCUCCUACACCAAACGCCGGCGAGGCGUCGUUACCAGGGCAACGGCUGGAAACGGCCUCUCGUCCCCGCGCUCUCUUAUUCGCUCAGCCAGUGACAAUGCUCUGGAAAGCCCCGCCUCCUCUCCUGGCCCCUCCCUCCAAAGCCUGGAGACACACCACGACACGCACACACACUCGCUACGACGACACACACGCCGACUCAGUUUGUCCGUCUGCAGCCCGAGCGGCGGCGCAGGCCACGUGGAGACCAGCCCCCCCCCCUCCCCUCCGCUGACCCCCCAGCUGAGGAAGAGGAGGCUGUACAGCGCCGUGCCGGGACGAACCUUCAUCGCCACCCGGUCCCACGUCCCCGGGGGGCCGGGCGAGAUCCAGCUACACCGCGGAGAGAGAGUCAAAGUGCUGUCCAUCGGUGAGGGGGGAUUCUGGGAAGGUAGCGUUAAGGGAAGAACCGGUUGGUUUCCUGCCGACUGUGUUGAAGAAGUUCAGAUGAGACAAUACGACCCGAGGCUGGAGACGAGGGAGGAUCGCACCAAGAGACUGUUCAGACAUUACACUGUGGGAUCCUACGACAACUACACCUCCUACAGCGACUACGUGAUCGAGGAGAAGACGGCCGUGCUGCAGAAGAGAGAGAGCGAGGGAUUCGGCUUCGUCCUCAGAGGAGCGAAAGCUGAGACGCCAAUCGAGGAGUUCGCCCCGACGCCGGCGUUUCCCGCUCUCCAGUACCUGGAGUCGGUCGAUCAAGGGGGCGUGGCCUGGAGGGCGGGGCUACGGACUGGAGACUUCCUCAUAGAGGUGAACGGGUCAGACGUGGUGAAGGUGGGUCACCGGCAGGUCGUCUCUCUGAUCCGACAGGGAGGAAGUCGCCUGCUGAUGAAAGUCGUGUCUGUCUCCAGGAAGUCAGAAUCCAACCUGAUCAGGAAGAAAGCUCCACCCCCUCCAAAACGAGCCCCGAGCACCUCACUGACGCUCCGAUCCAAGUCCAUGACCGCUGACCUGGAGGACAUAGCCCGGAGGAGACGCUACGAGAAACUGGACGAGAUGUUGGCCGGCGGUCCGCAGGAAGUCGUCCUGAGGGCUCGUCCGUCCGACGACUUCAGAGCGGCGACGGUCAAACAGCGACCGACCAGCCGGCGAAUCACACAGGCCGAGAUCAACUCCCUGUUUGAGCGUCAGGGUCUGGUUCCCCCCUCGGCCCCAGAGAAGAGCACCAUGGCUUUACCCAGAGGAAUGUCCAGAACCAAGAGCUUCGGCACACCCGAGGACGACAGGAUCUCCGCUCUGAUCCACGAGAGUCGGUUUCCACGGAGCUCCUCGCUGACGGACAGCUUCAUCCCUCCCCCUCCUCAGACGGCUCCACCUCCUCCUCCCUCCGGCUCCUCCUCCGCCUCCUCGCUCUUCCUCCUAGACUCUGGACCCCCUCCCUCUUUCCUCCCGCCUCCUCCCCCGGCUAGAGGGGAGGGGCUGACCCGCUCCAGCUUCAAGCCGGGGGCGGAGCCGAGGCUGCAGGAGCUCUCCGACUCGCCGGCGAGGAGCCACGCCCACGCCGAGCGUCAGAGGAAAGCGAGGUCGAUGAUCAUCCUGCAGGACACGCCACCGCCGCCGCCGCUGCAGCCUGACACUCACGCCGCCGCCGCCACCACCCACGCGCUGCACACCGCCACACACACCGCCACACACACGCUUCACACCGCUACGCACACCUCCACGCUGUCUCUCCACAGCACCAGCCCCGCCCUCGGCCACUCACCGCUGUCACGCCGCCGGGGUCGACCAAUAGAAAACCCAUACGCCAAUGUGGGACAGCAGGCUCCACCCACCAAACCACAGAGGAGGAAGUCACCUCUGUUGAAACAACUUCCUGUAGAGGAGCAGGGACUUCUGGAUCCAUCCAAAUCAGACGGCGGCGGGCCGGGCAGCCCCAGCAGGGCGGAGAUGUACCAGCAGCAGGUUCUUUCAGAGCGCGCCCGGGUACAGGGCCGCCGGUCAUCUCUCUUCCUGUCUGUUGAGGGGGCGGGGUCAGAAAACCAGGUGCCACCCCUCCUUACUCUGAGCCAUUCGAUGGACGACCUCGGCGAGCUUCCUCCUCCUGCCCCGGUCCUAUCGCCUUCACCGACACCCCACACCUUCCUCCACCCGCUGACAGGGAAACCGUUGGACCCGUCCUCUCCACUCGCCCUGGCUCUUGCUGCACGAGAACGAGCGCUCACUGCCCGAACGCCAAGUCCUGAGCCUCGAAGUAAACACGCGUCUGCCUCCACUACACCCAUUCCCACCCCAGCUGCGAGCCCAGAGGGGCGACACAAGCGCACGCCGCUCCCCACCCCUCAGAGCAGCCCCGAGCCCCGAUCCAAGCGCACCACUCCACAGAUGAGCCCAGAGCCCAGAACCAAGCGCACUACUCCCCAAACCAGCCCUGAGCUGAGGCAUAAACGCAUAACCCCGCCUCUGUUCCCCGAUGGACAGGUAGAGCGUCCAGAAACAGAGGGAGGAGUGACGUCACCUGCUGCCCCCUCCCCUGAACGUUGGAGACCCUCCUUGCCACCACUGGCCAAUGAGAGUCACUCUGCUCUGAUUGACAGACGCAGAAGCCUCACAGUGGGCAGCUCCGAGGAGGAGGGUGGAGCUUACACAGUGACACUCCCACCGGCGUUGUUGUCGUCCAGUGAUGAAGAAACUAGGGAGGAGCUUCGCAGAAUUGGUCUGGUGGCUCCUCCCCCUGCCUUUGCCAGUUCUGCUGCUCCUCCUCUCCCAUCGUCUCUCACCCUAUUGCCCCGGCGAGCUGGGGAGGGAGGGGGAGAGAGUGGUCCUGACUCUCUGGGUAGACAAGGAGACGAGGAGGAAGGAGGUGACGAAAGGCUCCACGACAGCUCUUCCUCCCCAAGUUCACUCCCUCCCUCCAUAACCUUGGCCUCCCCUCCGGCUCCAUCUUCCCCGUCCUCCCCAACUGCUGCUCACCCAUCUUCCUCAUCCGUCUCCACUUCCCCAUCAGCCCUGAAGCCUCGCCUUCGUUCGCCUAUUGGCCGGGGUCGCUCUUCACUGCGGGACCCACUGCUGAAACAAUCAUCGGACAGUGAGCUACUCCCCUCCGCUGCAUCCUCCUCCUCGCCUUCCUCACCACUCUGUUCCUCCCCCACCAGUGGCCGACAGCCACGCUACCUAUUCCAGAGGAGGUCUAAACUGUGGGGGGGAGGGGACGAGGAGCGCCGGGGCCUCAGUCCAGAGGAAGGAGGAGGCCGUCCGGCCGCACUGGGGGGUCAGGGGUCGGCUUCGGCCGUGGAUCUGAGCAGCCGGUCGGCGUCAGUGCUGGAGCUGAGUGGCAGGGGGGGUUCUGGACUGGACCUGGCUAAUCGGCUACAGCUACUCAACAAAGACAGUCACUCUCUGGGCGAGGAGCCGAGCCCCCUCGACCCGGGCCGGAGGUCACCAGUGGGAGGUGCCAGAUGUGUGGACAGUGAAGAGAGUAAAUCGUUGUUCUCCAGUCUCGGUGAACUCCACACCAUCUCCCAGCGAGGAUACGGUGCUAGCUAUACAGUCCGACCGGGGAGUCGCUACCCUGUCACCCGCCGUAGCCCCUCCCCCUCUCCUUCCCCCUCCGAUAGGUCGAUAGGGCACCCCUCCUCCACCUCCCCCUGCUCUGAGAGGCCCGACCUGAGCUCGGGUCGCGGUCUGACCAUCCUGAAGUCGUCCAGUCUCAGUCUCCCCUCGGAACCAAAGGAGGUUCGGUUCGUGAUGCGAAGUGCCAGCGCACGAACCAGGUCACGUUCCCCUUCACCGUCACCCCACGCCUCACCUUGCCCCUCCCCAGUCCUCAGUGGCCCCCUGUUGGCCCUUCGACCCUGGAGGCAGCGGCCACUCAACCUGUGGAAUAAAUACGACGUGGGCGACUGGCUGGAGAGCGUGGGCCUCGCCGAACACCGCCAGCGCUUCCAGGAGCAUGAGAUCGAAGGCUCCCACCUCCCGGCCCUCACCAAGGAGGACUACGUGGAGCUGGGUGUCACCAGACUAGGACACCGCAUCAACAUCGAGAGGGCACUGAGACAGCUGCUGGAUGGAUCCACUUGACCCCUCGCCUCUGACCUCUAGACAUCCUGAACUGUGACCUCAUAACCCCUGACCUCUGGUCAGACUCUAGGCCAUCUCUUUGACUAUAGGAUCUCUUAGCAAUGACUGAAUCUUUAAACCUUUCUACCAACGCAGAGACCAACUCUCUGAACGAUCUCGCCGACAUUUUGUUCUCAUCAGCUGUUUGAUCAACUCGGUGUUGUGAAGAGCUCUUUGUCCGGUUUUUAGUUCUAGCACCAUUCUUUACUUUGACGUCUGCUAACGACUACUGUCCAUUGUUUGUACUGUUGAAACCCUUCAGCCAAAUUUGUUAUUUCUCUAUUUAAAAGGUCAGAAGCGAAUGAGGCGGUCGCUGAUUCAAUGUUAUUUAAUGAAUCCAAUUUGUGCUGUUCGUUGUCCCAAAGGAACAAUACAGUUUUCUUACGACUUCUAGCGGAGGUCUAAGAAUAUGUAAAAACUUCUUAAGCUGCAAUUGAGAGACCGAUAUUUGAUCCAGACCUGAUAGUUGUCGAGGUUUCUAAGAAAAGAGCCUCUUGGCUGUCGAUGUGGAGUUCGUCGUGACCUGCGGAAGAAUCCAUAAAAUUUUUGAUCUGGAUAAACGGGCAGAAAGAAGUCGUUAGCUUUGACGGAGACGUGUCUUCUGAUCUGAAUUAAAUAAUUCAUAAGCAAAGUUUUGACUUUAUUUGAAAUCCUGCUGUAAAACUAUGGGAAUCAAACUACGACGAGAAGCUCUACUCAUUUAUUAAUCUACUAAUCCUUCCACACCAUCUUUUUCCUAGCGAUGUUAACAGAUCGAUUCAUCACUGAACCGUCUCCACGGGUGAAGAUCUCCGUUGGUCAAACAGCUGAUCGGACAAAUGUGACGAGACAGGAUCUUUAUUCCUCGAGACGCUUUGCUCCUCCAGACGAGACGAGCUGGACUUUUGUUAGCGGAGCUGGACGAUGAGCAAACUAAAGGGAAUCUGGACCAUGACAACAGGAGAUUAUAGCUGAGGAUACGUCUCCCUUCCGUUUGUCUUGUGUCUUAGCAUUUCUUCUUUUUUCCCAAGUAUCACUCACGACGACUUGGUGUUAUCUUUUGAGUUUGUAUCUUAAUGACGAUCAUUUAGAACUUAUGAAUAACAAGUAAUAAUAAUGUGGUGGUGAUGACUUACAGAGUUUUAACAGUUUUGGAAAAAAUGAUUUUUGAGUUCCGAAUGAUUUGACAAUGAGUUGAAUUUCCCGAUUUUUUUUUUCGCUGAUGUUUUUGGAAUAUUCAUGAUGAUUUGUCAAUGAGUGUGACUUUGUGCUGAUGUGCUGUGUGUUUCAGGGAGAGCUGCAGCAGAGCUCCAACUGUAAACCUCUCUGGGUUCUAACCUGCUUAUCGAGGGCUUACUGUACAUGGUGCUAUCUGUUUAAAGCCAUCUGUACAGAACUCCCCCCCCCCCCCCCCCCCCCACACACACACGUUCCUCACACCAACUAACCCCCUUAAAACUACAGUCAUUCAUCAAUCUAAUCAACCUACCUGCAGUGACAGCUGCUCAUCAGAAACAGGCCAUAUAUGGAGUUUCCUCGCUGCCAUAUUGGGGAGUUCUUCCCUGCCAUAUGUGGAGUUUCCUCCGGACCAUAUAUAGAGUUUCCCUGAAGUGGAGUCGCCCAAUCAGAGCCAUCUUUAUGGCUGCGACUACCGAUUCAUGUGCAGAUCAGUUUAUCAAUCGUUUCUUCCUAUGAAUCUUUUACUCUCAUAUAAGACCUAGACAAAGCAGCUAAUUUUAUAUUUGAGACAAACGAUGUGAUUGUAGAACACAGAAUUUCACAAAUGUGCAUGAGGGCUGCGAAUAAUAAAUAUUUUCAUUAUCGAUUAAUAGUUUGUUCUAAGAAAGAAGACAGCCCAAAACCGACCGAUAUUUUUGGGGGCCAAUGCAGAUACCAAUAUUAGGGAGCAAAUUCUUUUCCAAUACAAUAUUCUGGCUGAUAUAUACAGGAAUAUUCCUACCAUCAAACCCUUGCUUUAAAAAAGAAAUCACCCUACUCAAAGAUCAGAAGAGUGUAGAGGAGGUCCAGGGCGUGUUUAGCCUAGCUUAGCACAAAGACUGGAAGCAGGGGGAAACUGAUAGCCUAUAGCUCAAUCGGUUUUCCAGACAAACAAGAUAAACGACCUUUCUGAAAUCGCUGGACGGUGGAUUUCUUUCACUUUUGAACUGACUUGUUAAAAGAUUCUAAAGAAGCUUUUGCUUCGCUCGCUCUAACCUCAACUUUGACUCCAUCUUGACACAACUGCUGUAUAUAAAGACGUGUUAGAGUUUCUCCUCGUGAUUCUCCUCUAAAGCACAAUCAACAUCACAGUGCCUGUUUCCACGACGAACCAAUCGGCCGCGAUGUUUUUAACCGACUCGAGUAUCUGAACUCGUGCCGAGACGCGACCGCGACGCCCUUUUGUAGAACAAGUAAUAUGACCUGAUCGUUACCUACAGAGGCUAUGGGAUGUGUAGUCCAUGUACAGCACAUUACAGACGACUAUAGAGUCUCUAUAAUAUAUAUUAUGGUAGAAUAAUGUAGCUAUAGUGUAAUAUAUAAAGUAUAGUAGAAAAUAACAUUUAUACAGUCAUAUUUUGGGAGUCUAUGAAGUCCUGAUCCGUAUGUGAUAUUCAGACUUUGUAAACGCCUACAUACCAGCUGUUAGCUUAAUGCUAACUUCACACUAAAAAUUAACAGACGAUUCCCACAUUUCUUAACAUGGAUGAAUUAAGACAGCAUCAUAAACCACAGCCAAUCAACCUGCUGCUAGUUUGCCCCUGUUGGCCAACUGUGGUACUACACCAAAAAAGCUAAAAAUCUGUAAAGCUAUUGAAAAUGCCUCGAACUCCACACUCCAACCAAGGUCAGUCACUAAUUUUUGCUUGCCGACUUUUUAAAAUCAUUUAUGAAGGAUUUAUAUUUGUAAAUCUUUUCCCAGAGCGUAGACAAAACUAUUUUUAUGUGUGAGAUGUUGACGAGUAAAAACGCAGAAGAAAUCAGGAGGAGGACAAACUUUUUUCACUUCCUGCUCAAACUACAGACGGACAUUGAGAAACUACAGACAGCAGGUGAACACGGUGCAGCAUUCAGCAACUAAAGAGCCAGAAGGUUCCCUCUGGAGGUGGUGGAGACCAAACACAGAGAUAAAACAGAGGGAACUCUGGGACACGACACCACAUCAACCACAAACAUCUUCUUAACAAACAGAAGAGACGAUCCUGGUUUCACAGAGACGCGAAAGUGCCUGUUGUGUAGCUGUUGACACUGACUGAAUAUCACCUUUUAACAGAUAUACGCUUUACAUCUGUAGUAUAUAUUAUAAUAGACUAGAACAGUUUGCUGUACAGAGUCAUUCACAGAACGAGCCGUCGCCUUCUCUGCAGCGCAACGAUGGACGUAAUGUAGAUCAGCGACGAUGAGGUCAUGUGACCUCUUAACCUCUGACCUCAGGUCCCCGCUAACUAAACCUGACACAAGGUCAUUCACCUCUUUCUCAGCCAAUCAGAAAAACAACCAGCAAACCUGCCGCUGAAAUCUCAGUUGCUUCUUCAGUAGUUUCUGUUUGUCACCAAUCGAAACAAAACACGCUCAGAAGAUUAACUGUUCGAUUUAGUGUCGUUGAAGAGCAACAUUUUCAUCUACCUGAGAUCUUUGUGAGGCAUCGUCAAAUCCCAACCAAGGUUUGUCGAAUCCCGACAAUCUCUUACGAAAACGCGACAAUCGAUGGUUUGUCAAGAACGAACAUGAUGCAAAAUAAAACUUGCUGGAGGCCUUUGGAACGAUGUGCGGAUCAUUUGUUUGAUUCUUGCCUUCGGUGCUCUACACUUGUUAUACCUGGUCAAUUUACAAGGAAAUAACACAUCUACACAUUUAAGUUCUACCAAGUGUAAAUAGAUGAGUUCUGACUGAAACAAUCAGGACAGGUCACCACUACAGCCGCAGAUGCAAAGAUCAAGCAAAUAAAAAUUGGAAUAUCUAUUUUUUAUCCAGUUUUCUAAAUUGAGAACCAUUUUACUUCCUUGCUUCUUACGACUUUCAGUCCUUCAGACUUUGCUGAACAACAAACAAGUUUCCUAAAUGUCGACCGAACGUCUACGUUUAAUUGAACCUAAAUGAACCAUCGUCCACACGAGAGAUUCAAGGUCACUCGCACUUGGUGAUAAAAAGACAAAUUUGACAAAAUGGAGAAUCGUGGACCAAGGUGACGACAGGAGGAACCAGGACAUCUGACGACGCACUAACGCCUCAUCUCCCUGCUGAUUGGCUGAGAAUCCCGACUCUGACCUGUUAGAAACGUCCUCCUCCUGAUUUUCACAUGGGUAUAAAAGUUGUAUGGCCCCGCCCCCGUCCCCUCCUCCUUUCUGGCUUCCUCUUUCUACAGUAUGUUUGUAGUUUCUUUUGGAGUGAGUGGCGUGUGUUGUGGGUUUUUUUCUUCCUCUUUUUCUAAAAAACUAUUAAGAGCACACGAGGACAACUGAUGAGCUCUGCAACGCAACAGACUGUAACCUUUAUAAUAAACUGUCAUUUAAUACAAAGUUAA
Molecule: messenger RNA, 10252 nt
Organism: Scophthalmus maximus (turbot)
Lineage: Eukaryota; Metazoa; Chordata; Actinopteri; Pleuronectiformes; Scophthalmidae
Gene: shank3b
Product: SH3 and multiple ankyrin repeat domains 3b
Exons: 28
Coding region: 493-5712 (1739 amino acids)
Cellular component (GO): postsynaptic membrane; dendritic spine; postsynaptic density
Molecular function (GO): synaptic receptor adaptor activity; ionotropic glutamate receptor binding
Source: RefSeq, a predicted model, not a curated record